GAACUUCUCUCUCCAGGCAAUCACCUUUUCAACCUCUCUUUGCCGAUCAUAACACCCAUUGAUCGUUCAUUCUCGCCAUCGGAACCUUUUUUGCUACUUCCUCGUCAUCCAGAAACUCGCUCCUUUUCCGUCCUUUACUCUCUUUGAUCGCCGAUAAGCCCAGGCCCAGUCUUGUUUGCCAUCGGAUCAACACGCGAUAGCCACGACUUCACACGGCAUCUGGUUCUUGGGACACAUCUAGACGCCAUCAUCUGUGUUCCCUUUCUUCCUCUCGCUCUCCCGUUCAUCGUCCCUCGGACCUCGCCCUCGCCUCAGCCGAAAUGUGGGGUUGGUUUGGCGGGGCAGCCGCCCAAAAGCGAAAAGAUGCACCAAAGAAUGCCAUAUUGAUGCUGCGGCAACAGCUAGACAUGUUACAGAAGCGGGAGAGACAUUUGGAAGGUCAAAUGGCAGAACAAGAUGCGAUUGCCAGAAAGAACAUUUCGACCAAUAAGACAGCUGCAAAGGCUGCCCUUCGACGCAAAAAGCUUCAUGAAAGAACUCUCGAACAGACAUCUGCUCAGAUUGCCCAGGUUGAACAACAAAUCUACUCGAUCGAGGCGGCCAACAUCAACCAAGAAACUUUGAAUGCCAUGAAGAAUGCUGGUGCGGCCAUGAAACAGAUACAUGGUAACCUUACCAUCGACAAGGUGGACGCGACCAUGGACGAACUACGGGAGCAGCACGCACUUGGAGAGGAAAUCGCCACUGCCAUUACCAAUGCGCCGAUUGGCGAUCCUAUUGAUGAAGCCGACCUGGAGGAGGAAUUGGAGGGUCUCGAACAGGAAGCAAUGGACGAGAGAAUGUUGAAGACAGGGCCAACACCAGUUACUGGAGAGAUCAACAGGUUACCGGCCGUCGCUACCGGACCCGUCAAGAACAAUACUGUCGAAGAAGACGAGGAAGAAGAACUCCGAAAGCUCCAAGCCGAAAUGGCGGUAUAAGAUUUGGAUUGAUGAUAUGGCACCAUGGAUUAAUUCAAGGCCCUUGAUCCAACCAGACAUAGUGUGUCAUGGAGUUGGGUUAGUACACGCCAGUCUAUUGUGAAUGGGUUUUUUGUGGUAGAGGGCGUUGUCAGGCGGUGCUCUCUUCUUUUUUUUUUCUUGAAUGGCAGUAAGAUGCAAUGUCGAUCCGUAGGCCAGGUGUACAUCAUCUGUCGAUGGUGCACUGCCUCGACUAGAUCAGAGUGAUAGGGGAGGCCCUGUGUGGAUUGGACUGUGGUGACUGUUCAUACACAGCUUUUGCGUUAGUGAGACGUUUGAGCUUAGCAUAUCUAGUUGACAAUCACUUCUGACAUUGUUGGAUAUUUGAUAUGAGGUAUUGUUUUUGAGUGACAACUGGUUGAGGGGAGAUGUUAG
Exophiala mesophila is the source of this 1394-nucleotide messenger RNA. RefSeq lists its product as uncharacterized. Gene Ontology annotation, cellular component: cytoplasmic side of plasma membrane; multivesicular body; ESCRT III complex. The transcript has 3 exons. The record is from RefSeq and is a predicted model, not a curated record. Lineage: Eukaryota; Fungi; Ascomycota; Eurotiomycetes; Chaetothyriales; Herpotrichiellaceae. Bases 321 to 980 code for a protein of 219 amino acids. Gene Ontology annotation, biological process: vesicle budding from membrane; late endosome to vacuole transport via multivesicular body sorting pathway.